CUGAUCCUCCAACCACCGCUCCCGGGGAAGAGGGCGGUUUCUCGGGAAGCCGGCCGCCGCCGCCGCCGACUCGGAGAAACUCUCAGCGUGGGCCACGGGACCCUUUGUCACAAGGAGCAAUGCUGCCCCGAUGGGAACUGUCUUUUUACCUGUUUGUUUCCCUAGGCUUCCACUUCUAUUCUUUCUAUGAAGUUUACAAAGUCUCCAGAGAACAUGAAGAGGAACUGGACCAAGAAUUUGACCUGGAGACUGGCACUUUAUUUGGAGGAUUAAAGAAGGACCCAACAGACUUUGAGUGGAGCUUCUGGAUGGAGUGGGGCAAGCAGCGGCUGGUGUGGCUUCUCCUUGGCCACAUGGGUGUGUCUCAAGUAGCCAACCUGCUGGCAAGGAAGCACAAACCCUGGAUCCUCACAGCCUAUGGGAUGUGGGCCUGCUGGUGUGUGCUGGGGACCCAGGGCACAGCCAUGGUUCUUAUUCACACCGCCAUCUCCUUCUGUGUUGCCCAAUUCCGGUCGCUGUUCCUGUCAUGGCUCUGUUCUGUCUUCCUGCUCUCUACACUGAGCCUUCAAGAUGUGGAGGAAGUUAAGAGAGGGUGGUACCAGACGGAAAAUGAGUACUACUUGCUGCAGUUCACACUGACCGUUCGCUGCCUGUACUACACCAGCUUCAGCCUGGAGCUCUGCUGGCAGCAGCCGCCGGCUGAGCGCACCUUCUGCUCCUUUCCCUGGGUGGUGGCCUAUGUCUUCUACUACCCAGUCUUCCACAACGGGCCCAUCCUCAGCUUCCCGGAGUUCAUCGCACAGAUGCAGCAGCAGGAGGAGGGCUCGCCCAAGGCCAGCCUUUCCAUCCUUCUCCGGGGGCUGGGCCGCCUCCUCUCCUGUUGGUGGCUGGCGGAGCUGAUGAUUCAUCUUAUGUACAUGCACGCCAUCUACAGCAGCACCUCCCUCCUGAGGGCCGUCUCAUGUUGGACCUUAGGAGGACUGGCGUUGGCCCAGGUGCUCUUCUUCUAUGUGAAGUACUUGGUGCUCUUUGGUGUCCCAGCUCUGCUCAUGCGCCUGGAUGGACUCACGCCACCGCCGCUCCCUCGCUGUGUGAGCACCAUGUUCAGUUUCACGGGGAUGUGGAGGUAUUUUGACGUUGGACUGCAUGAUUUCUUAGUUAGGUAUGUGUACAUUCCAAUGGGCGGGUCCCAGCACGGCCUGCUAGGGACACUGUUUUCCACUGCAAUGACGUUUGCGUUUGUGAGCUUCUGGCAUGGUGGGAAUGACUACCUCUGGUGCUGGGCAACACUCAACUGGCUGGGAGUCACCGUGGAGAACGGAGUCCAGAGGCUUGUGCAGGCGCCGCGUGUCCAGGACAGCUUGGCCCAGUUCCUCUCCCCACAAGCUCGCCGUCGACUCCAUGCUGCCCUUGCAUCUUGUUCCACCUCCAUGCUGAUCCUGUCCAACCUGGUGUUUCUUGGGGGCAUUCAAGUCGGGAAAAUCUACUGGGAUAGGAUCUUCAUACAAGGCUGGCCAUGUGUGACCCUCUCUGUCCUGGGAUUCCUGUACUGCUACUCCCAUGUGGGCAUUGCCUGGGCCCAGACAUACUCCGUGAACUAAUGGCGCUGGGCCCCGGUCGGACCUUUUUGCUGGCUUCCAAGACAAAUAGUGCUUCACCCUGACCUUGCACCUCAAGGUAACCUCCAGGGGACCAGUGCCUGAUCUGCUCAUCUUUUGUUGAAGUUACCUCACUCCAAGACUGUAAGCUUGAGCUCUCAUAACUUUGGGAACUUAGAAAUCAUCUUCCCAGCCCAAUCAUUUUCCUGUUGAGUAAGCUGGGGUCCAAAGCAGUAAAAUGUCUUGCCUAGCUGCACAUGGUGACAUUGUGAUCCAGAAUCCAGUCCCAAGGGCCCUUUGGGUUCUUUCUCCUUUACCA
Messenger RNA from Mesoplodon densirostris (Blainville's beaked whale), 1917 nucleotides. RefSeq names its product hedgehog acyltransferase (gene HHAT). The transcript has 12 exons. The record is from RefSeq and is a predicted model, not a curated record. Gene Ontology annotation, biological process: protein palmitoylation. NCBI's taxonomy places the organism in Eukaryota, Metazoa, Chordata, Mammalia, Artiodactyla, Ziphiidae. Gene Ontology annotation, molecular function: palmitoyltransferase activity. Gene Ontology annotation, cellular component: endoplasmic reticulum. The coding region runs from base 120 to 1601 and encodes 493 amino acids.